AGGGCGGAUCGCUUGGCAAAGGCACCUGCAUGAAACACGGGGCAGCUGAUCCAAAGUUGUUCCUGAACGUCAUAGAAACUUACAAAGACCAGGAAGAUGAUCGCAAGAGGAUCACAACGGAGUUGGAAAGGUGGCUCAGACCUUGCCCGCCCUCGUGGGGUGUACAGCUUUCAGAAGUUGUAAAUCUGUUGAACUCGCGCCUCAUCCAAAUUUACGAAGGCCAGAAAACACAGCGGAAGAUGUUCAAGGAGGAGAUCGACAGGCGGAACUACGAAUGGCAGAAGCAGCCGCAUUCAUCAGAGGCCAACCUGGAGCUCUUCUCCAACAUCUUCAGAAGUUACGCCGACCAAGAAAAAGAUUGGACGGCGGUUAUGGAGGAGAUUGCAAGCAUGCUCCGCAUAUGUUUUUUGCCCGAUGAUGAUGACCGGAAGCUGUUAUGGGAUCUUUUCCAAAGUUACACAGACCAGGAAAAGGAUCGGGAGAAGAUCAUGGAGGAGUUGGAAAGGUGGGUCAACUAUCGGGGGAGGAAACCGUAUUCGUCGGAUGCCGACCUGGUGCUCUUCUUGGACAUCUUCCAAAGUUACGAGGACCAGGAAAAGGAUCGGAAGAUGAUCAUCGAAGAAAUUAAAAGGCGGCUCGGCGAAUGGCAGAAGGAGCCGCAUUUGUUGGACCUGGAGUUCUUAUUGGGCCUUCUCAAAAGUUACAGAGACCAGGAAAAAGAUCCGGCGGAGAUCAUGGAAAAGAUUAAAAAAUGGCUCCGGGAAUGCGAGGAAGAACUGAAUUUGACAGAGGCUGAAAUGAGGCCAUUCCGCAAAAACUGCGUAAGAUACAGAAAGCUGGAAGAGGAUUGGAAGAGGAUUGUUGAGGAGAUGGGAAGGUGGCGGAGCAAAGACGGGGGGCAGCCAUAUUUGUCAGGCGCUGACCUGGAGUUGUUAUUGGACCUUGUCAAAGAAUACACAAAAAACGAAGAAGAGGAGCAGAAGACGAUGGAGGAGAUGGGAAGGUGGUGGAGCGAAGACCAGUGGAGGCCGUAUUCUUCAGGUCUUUGGAUCAGCCGGCGCAUUGCCGAAAGAAAGAGAGACAAGGAAGAGCAGCAGAAGACGAUUGUUGAGAAGCUGGAGAGGUGGUGGAGCGAAGGCCGGGGGAAGCCGUAUUCGUCAAAUUUUGACCUAAACUUGUUAUUGGACCUUGUCAAAAAAUACACAGACAAGGAAGAGGAGCAGCAGACGAUCAUCACGGAGAUUGGAAGGUGGUUCAACGAAUGCAAGGAGAACGUGCGAUUGGAACUCAUAUUUGACGAGUCCAAGUGGCCCAACCCUCGGGUGCUCCAGUUCAAAUUACGUUCGAAAAAAUCAGUGGAUUUCAUUGAAUUUGAUGUCCUGCCAGCCUACGAUGCCCUAGGCCGGUAUGACGGUUGCAAGUCUGACCCUCAGCCCUACCUCCAACUGAUACGCACAGCCACAUGUGGGGCGUUCUCCCCCUGCUUCACGGAGCUGCAAAGGAACUUCAUACGGAACCAAUGCGGCCAGCUGAAAUGCCUCAUCUGCCUGGUAAAAUGCUGGUACAAUGAG
Molecule: messenger RNA, 1571 nt
Organism: Thamnophis sirtalis
Lineage: Eukaryota; Metazoa; Chordata; Lepidosauria; Squamata; Natricidae
Source: RefSeq, a predicted model, not a curated record